Messenger RNA from Rotaria sp. Silwood2, 261 nucleotides. The record is from the annotation of a GenBank genome assembly. NCBI's taxonomy places the organism in Eukaryota, Metazoa, Rotifera, Eurotatoria, Philodinida, Philodinidae.
AUGGAGACAAGUAUUAUCAUAUCAUUAAUAUUCCAUAUUUAUUGGUGCUUCAUUGGUGUUACUAUUGCUAAUCCUGAUGCAAAACGUUUAUACGAAGAAUUAAUUCAAGUACGUGCCUAUAAUAAACUAAUUCGUCCAGUUAAACAUAAUAGUGAAAAAUUAACUGUUUAUUUGGGACUUCGAUUAACACAAUUACUUGAUGUGGACGAAAAAAAUCAAAUAAUGACAACAAAUGUUUGGCUUAAACAGGUAAUAUCAUGA